Messenger RNA from Cercospora beticola, 621 nucleotides. RefSeq lists its product as uncharacterized. The record is from RefSeq and is a predicted model, not a curated record. Lineage: Eukaryota; Fungi; Ascomycota; Dothideomycetes; Mycosphaerellales; Mycosphaerellaceae.
GAGCACCGUACUACGAAGGGACAGCUUCACGCUCAUCCGUUGCUGACAUAGAUUCUGAAUGAACUUUUUUCGUUUCAUCCUGGCCCCCGACUACCUUCACCAAAGCGAUUUGAAUACGAGAUGGAAUACGGCAGCAUAUGGGCACCAACAGAUUCAUCAAAAUGUAUAAGAGGCUCGUCACACCUUGUGCUUCCCUGAGCUGGAAAAUCACAUAAACCCCAAGAGUUCAGACAGCAACGAACAUCGAAAAUGCGCACUGGAAUACUGGCCGCCUCGUUCGCCGCUCUCUUGGCUGUAGCCUAUGGAGGCCCCACGGGUCUUCAGAGCGAUGCAAGCGAUAGGCAUAUCAAUGCUAUCCGUGCCGUAGACGACGCGAAUCUGGAUACUCUGGAACACAUGAAUACAGACUUCAGCCUCGAGGACGGGGAUCCAACGUACAUUCAAGUCAAGAACAAUUUCACGGGCGCACCGCCUUGCGGAGAUGGGUGGAAAGUCCCUGGUGGUACUGUGCUUACAGACAAGGCCAUAAGCGACGCUCGCCGUACCGUCGGAUCGAGAUAUCCGAAAUCGGCCAAGAAGCCGUGGAUCUGCGAUUAUCAAUAUGUGCUUUGUGUGAGGUAA